AUGCGACAUAAACAGAGCGAGAGGUCGCUUAAGAAACAUAACAAUACGGAUUAUAACUUACAAAGUGUAGCUUCAAUUAGCGAAUGUGGGAGGCUUCACGGGGCGAGUGGCGACCGCCAUCUAGCGGGCGUCAGUGCCGCCCACCGCCGCCUCGCGCCGGUCCUCGGGCCUAGCCACAUAUCACUUAUAAAUAUGAGGCGUUAUGAUUAUGAAAAUAUGCCCCGCCCCGAAUAUGGAAUAUGGAGGAGGGGGUCUCGUGCAACGCGUGCGAAUGGACGAAGUUUGAUUUAUGAGUCGAGUGCGGCCCCGCCUCUCUGUCAUAACCGUGUACCUGGUGCGCGCGCGGCCGCCCGCCGCCCGCCGCCUCGCGCUCAGUCCCGCUUCAGAUGGCGAGAGGAGCGGCCGGCCGCACCUCGGGUACGU
Messenger RNA from Brenthis ino (lesser marbled fritillary), 423 nucleotides. Lineage: Eukaryota; Metazoa; Arthropoda; Insecta; Lepidoptera; Nymphalidae. The record is from the annotation of a GenBank genome assembly.